UGAGGUAAGUAGCAAAGGAUGAAGGGAAAGAUUGGUGACAUAAGUGGUGGGUGGGUAGGUGGUGAAACCACUUCUUUUAGACUUGUCCCUAUCCUUCAUUUCUGUUCCCCUUAGCUGCCACUUACAGUCUUUUCCUUGCAUUCCUUUUACCCUCUACUCUAAUUUUUCAGUUGUAUUCUUUUUCACUCCAUCCUGACAACACAGCAGCAAAUACCCUGUGUCUACUGCUAUUUGUCCUGGCCGGAUUCCUUCCAACCUUAGUCAAGCCUGUAAAGUUGGUUCAUGCUCAGUUUCUUAAGUACCAUGUGAUGGCUGUUCUUGGCUGUCAACUUGACUACAUCUGGAAUUAACUAAAUCCUGGAAAUAGAGGGCACGCCAGUGAGAGAAUUUUGUUUAAUUCAAAAUGGAAAGAUCUACUUCUAAUCUGGAUCUUUGAGGUAGGAAAACUAACCUUUAAUCCAGAUCCUGAGUUGGGAAAACACACCUUUAAUCCAGAUCUGACUUGGGCCUCCACUGGAAGCCUGUUUAAGGAAGGACAUGAAGAAGGAAGCUUUUGCUUUUUGCCUGCUUGCUCUUGUCCUGCUAGCAAGUCCAUUCCUUCACUGGCAUUAAAAUAAUGCCACCUUCUUCCUGGUACAGCCAGAGAGAGCUCUUGAGUCUUCCCUGUACCUUCUGUGCAACUUGAUUUGCCUGAGAUCGAUCAGUGUGACCUUUUGUCCUGAACUGCGCAGAGCCAUGCGGGCUUGGAGAGCGACCCCGGCCUCCCUUCCUCCCCCUGCCAGGUCUCCAUUGCUGCACGUGAGCCUUUCUCUGCUGGUAACCAUUCUUCACAGGAACGUUGCUAACUACCUUCUCUGUGGCCGACGGUGUUUGCAGUAAAGGAAAAGAAGAAAAGAGGAACAGAAGAGAGCAACCUAAGUAACAUUUACUGGGAAGGAAAAGGCAAAAUGAAGGUGACAAUGGUGAAUCUGUUGUUUAUGAUGUUGCUGCUGCUGCUGGGCCUGGGCCUGGGCCUGGGCCUGGGCCUUCACAUGGCUGCUGCCGUCUUGGAGGAGAAUGAUAAGCCACUGGGUGAGUUUUGGCCCGGUGAUCCCCAGGACACAGCUGAGGCCACUGAAGAGGGAAAGGGCUCCUGGACCACAGAAGCCCUGGUGCUUGGCUACAAAGAAAUGGUACAACCCGUCUGGCCAGAAGAGACUGCCCUUAAUGAAGAUGAGGUUGGUGGAAGCAGGAUGCUGAGGGCUGAGGCGCUCUCUCAGAGCAAACAAGACUACCUUAGGUAUGACUUCAGUAGUAGAGACUGUAAUACCCUGAUGGCACACAAGCUGAAGGAGCACAAUCAGAGUUGCCUAGGCCAGUACACAUUCAUCCACGAGGAACCCAGCACCGUCAAAGCCGUCUGUAACAGUCCCGUGGUUGACUGUGACCUCAAGGGUGGCAAGUGUCACAAAAGCUCCCGUCCUUUUGAUCUGACGGUGUGCAAGUUGUCCAAACCAGACCAAGUCACUCCCAACUGCCAAUAUCUGACUUACAUAAUUGAAAAGGUCGUUGUCAUAGCAUGCAAAGAAGAUACUAUGUAAGCAACUGGAGGUUAAAUGAAGCAACUCUUCCUCUCAUUGUCUCUCUUCUUUUGCGUUUCCAUCUGCUGGCGUUUCUGACCCCCACUUGGGUGCAUUAACUACAGGGAAGAUCUUGGGAAGAGAGGAUGGACCCUUGCUGAUCUUUGUCUUCUGAAAAUAUAAUUAUUCUUUGCAUUAGAGGUCAUCUAACUUGCAUUUUGUUCUGGGGUCAGGAAUGGCAACGUAAUAAUGCCUAGUCUCUCCCAGAUGCCUCACCUUCAGUCCCUGCCCUGCAAAGGCCAAGCUCUAGACCCUACCUUAGCCGUGGUCGUCAGCCUGACCCUGGACGAAGCACACCUCGGGCAUGGGCUGGAAGAGCUUAAUGUCUCUUUAACCCUCUUUUCCUGCUACCCGCAUGAGGCCUCUGUGGUAACCACAGACUCCUGGGCCUCUCGCAGAGCAAUGAGCUUUUCUGCUGCAGAUGCAAUUAAAGCGACUCUAGUCUGCAAAGCCAUGUGGUUAGGUUUCUCUUGCUGAGCCUGGAAAAUUACAGAGCCUGCUCAUUAGGUGGCAUAGGGUGUAAGCCAGACGAAUAAGAGCUUGAGUAAGGACCCAUUUUUCCUCACCUUUCCCCAUCCCCUGUUCCUUUCCUCUUAUUUUCAUAACCUUCCUCUUUUCUUUUUCCUUUGUUUCCUUCCUCUAUGGUAUUUUUCUGUGUUCUCCUUUUCUUUUACCUUUUCUUUUUGGGUCCUCGUUUCUGCAGGUUUUUGUUUGUUUAUUUUUGCCAGCCAGCCAGCAUGUGGUGUUUGAGCUAUAGUGGGUAAGCAAAUGCUGGUCCCGUAGCCUGAGUCUGGCAUAAGGAGUUUGAGAUUAGGUGGGAGUGGGGAGGCUGUUCUGGGUUGUCAACUUGACUACAUCUAAAAUGAACUACAACCCAAGCAGCCGGUCAUACUCUGAUAGAUUUUUCUUAAUUAAAUCAUUUGAAAUGGGAAGAGCCACUUUUGAUCUAGGCCACAUCUCUUUGUGAUAGCCUAUACAAAGGACAUGGAAGAAGGAAGCUCUCUCUUUUUGCCUGCUUGCCCACACUCUUGCUGACAAUUUUGUUCCUUGAUUGGCAUCAGAAUAUGCUUCUUUGGGAUUCCACUGUAUACUGUUGACCAUCUGAGACUUUGGGAUUUGCCAGAUCCACACAUUCCCCUUAUCCUGCCUCUACUUACUAUACUUCAGCUAGAUAUUGGUCAGAGUUCUGUUACUGUCAUAAAAUACCUGAGAAGUAACUUAAAAGGAGGAAGCAUUCACUUUGGGUCCUCUGGAAAAGCAGCAAGUGCUUGCUACUGAGCAAUCUCUCUAGUUCCCACAAUUUUGCUUUUUUAAACUCCCAAAGAUUCCAAGUUCCAAAUAGCAUAGGCCUCAAAAGUUUCAGGUAAGAGACAGCCGAUAGUAUAUAUGUAUACACACACACAUUUAUAGGUCAGUGAUGAUCUAUUCAGUGAUUAUCCAUCCAGCACCUCCUCAGGAGUUAUAAUAAUUACAGUGAAACAUAAACCCCCUUCAGAGAACUGAGAGGUUCUCAUUCCUGUCAAACACUAUAUAAGCAAUAUUCAAAGGGCUUCAAGUCUUCCCUUUCUAAGACAGCAGGAAGAAAACUACCAUUGUACAUCAGGCACACUCCUGUAAGCUGUCCUUGGGUCAUUUGGUUUUUUUUAAAAAUUACAUUUAACAGAAAAGUAACAAGCUCACAGAGGCCCCACUGCAUCAGUGACUUCUCUGUUGUUGCUGUGACAAAAUGCCCAGUGCUAGACAUUAUAAAGAAAAAAAUGUUUAUUUAGUUCACAAUUUGAGAGACUGAAAACCCAAGUUUGGGUGUGGUGUUUGAUCUGGUUGUGGUGUAUCGUUCGGGUGUGGUAUCUGAGUGAGGCGCCUCCACAGUCUUGGGCCACUUGGUGGCACUGUUUGGGAAGGACAUCAUUGGAAGCAGCCACUGAGAUUAAAAGCCUCAGGCCACUUCUAGUUCGCUCUCUCUGAUGCCCGUGCCUGAGGAUAUGAGCGCUCUGCUUCCUGCUCCUCCAACCACACCUGCUGUUUCCUGCCAUGCCUUCCCAGCACUGCGGGCUCUUUUCCUCUCUGCAACCGUAAACCCCAAUAAACUCUUUAUUAUUUAAGUUUCUUCUGGUCUUGUGUUUUGGCACAGAGACAGAAAAGUAGCUAAGAUGCUGAGAAGCUCCAUCAGUUCAGCCUCUGGUGAGGGUUCCUUCAGGGUCACAACACGAUAAGUGACAUCAUGGUACAAAAGAGAGGAACAUAACAAAGACAGGAAGCUAGAGACCGUGAAGCAGAAAGCUUUGCUCUUUUAUAAUAACCUAGUCUCGUGAGGACAAAUGUCUCCGUAGGACCAGCACUGACCCUUUCAGGAGCAGCACCUCCAGUGACCUAACUUACCUCUCACCAGACCUUACCUUCCCCUUAGAGGCUCUUCAGCCUCAUAGCCCCGAAGAGCAAGCCUGUAUCACACAUGAACACUUCAGGAAAAAUCCACACCAAAACCAUAGUUCCAUCUUCUGUUAGCCAAGA
This is a messenger RNA of Meriones unguiculatus (Mongolian gerbil), 4130 nucleotides long. It is a transcript of the gene Rnase10, whose product is annotated as ribonuclease A family member 10 (inactive). The record is from RefSeq and is a predicted model, not a curated record. The coding region runs from base 948 to 1580 and encodes 210 amino acids. Gene Ontology annotation, molecular function: nucleic acid binding. The transcript is spliced from 3 exons. NCBI's taxonomy places the organism in Eukaryota, Metazoa, Chordata, Mammalia, Rodentia, Muridae.